Messenger RNA from Pungitius pungitius (ninespine stickleback), 2652 nucleotides. RefSeq lists its product as uncharacterized. The transcript has 20 exons. The record is from RefSeq and is a predicted model, not a curated record. Gene Ontology annotation, molecular function: calcium ion binding. NCBI's taxonomy places the organism in Eukaryota, Metazoa, Chordata, Actinopteri, Perciformes, Gasterosteidae. The coding region runs from base 124 to 2280 and encodes 718 amino acids.
ACUGAAAAUGCCAUCGGAAAUCUCAGUGAGACGACACCGAGCCCCAUUACUACCACAGCUCCUUCCACCGCCACGGUUUCCCCGAGCCCCAGUCUCGCUCCCCGUUGUCGUGGAAACGGAGGGAUGCUGCAGAACGGCUCGGCCUGCGUCUGUCCGCCCGGGACGGCGGAGGAUGGGGACAGCUGCGCUUGUCCUGCCGGCUUCGCUCUGGAGGGGCCAGCGGGCUGCAAAGACAUCGAUGAGUGCAACGCACGGGGGCCCGGAGCAUGUGGUCCCCACGGCGCCUGCACUAAUAGCCCCGGCUCUUACUCGUGCAGCUGUCUCCGUGGUUACCUGAUGGCUGCUGGAGGGUGCCAGGACGUGGACGAGUGUGCCCUGGCUGCAGUGACGGGCCUGCAGGCCUGUCAGGGUGACGCUGAAUGCAGAAACACCCCCGGGUCCUUCACCUGCUCGUGCCCUUCGGGAUUCGUGACGGCCCUGGAUGGAAAAAGCUGCGCAGAUGUGGACGAGUGCAGCUUCGAGGAGCUGUGUCGCCGCGAGCUGGGGAACGCAUGCGAGAACACUCCCGGCAGCUUUGUGUGCCGCUGCCAGCCGGGCUUCAGAGCGGAGGCUUCGGCCUGUGCCGAUGUGGAUGAAUGUGCGGAGAGUCCCGCGGUGUGUGGCGGUCAGGCCGUGUGUGAGAACACGCCGGGGAGCUACAAGUGUGGUUGUCGACCAGGUUACCAGGGAAACGGCACACACUGCGAGGAUGAGAAUGAGUGCGCGUCAGGUGGUCACGGGUGUGACACCAACGCUCGCUGCGGCAACAUCAUUGGCUCCUACUUCUGCCAAUGCUACCAGGGCUUCAAUGGAGACGGGCACUCUUGUUUUGACAUCGAUGAGUGUGCUCUCAGCAACGGCCACUGUCAACACAACUGCUCCAACGAAGCAGGAGGGUACAGCUGCCUUUGUGACUCAGGCUACCAGCUGGACCAAGAUGGACUCAACUGCACAGAUGUUGAUGAGUGUCUGACACCGAAUGGGACCUGCGAGCAUAUUUGCAUCAACACUCGGGGAUCGUUCCGGUGCUCCUGCCGGCCCGGCUACCAGUUGCACAUCGAUGGCCACACCUGUGUGGACAUUGAUGAAUGUAAACUGCAGGGUGGCGGCUGUUCUCACACCUGCACCAACUCUCCAGGAGGACACACUUGCCACUGUCCUCCUCCUCUUCUGCUGGACACAGACAACCUCACCUGCAGCAAUGUAACAUCGUGCGAGCUGAGGAACGGAGGUUGUGACCACGUGUGCACGCUGCGGGCCGAGCGGCAGGUCCAGUGUCGCUGUCGGCCCGGCUGGCAGUUGGGCCAGAACCAGAGGAGCUGCGAGGACGUGAAUGAGUGCGGCGACUUCACAAACGGAGGCUGCGAGCAGCUGUGUGUGAACCGCCCGGGUGGCUUCACCUGCGCCUGCGGGGUCGGGUACGAAGUGCGGACCGACGACCUCGCCAAGUGCCGCCCUGUGUGCAACCCGCCCUGUUACAACUAUGGAGUGUGUGUUGCCCCAAACAGCUGCGACUGUCCUCCGGGAUACCCCGGGCACGGCUGCUCAGCCAUGUGCUCCCCACCCUGUGCCCACGGAGGCACCUGUAUGCGCUGGAACGAGUGUCUCUGUCCUCCUGGCUGGGCCGGAGCAGGCUGCCACACAGCGCUGUGUGAGCUGCCCUGCGCUAACGGCGGUCGCUGCGUGGGGCCCGAUACCUGCCAGUGUCCCUCGGACUACACCGGCCCCCAGUGCCUCGUGCCCGUCUGCACUCCUGCCUGCAAAAACGGGGGAACAUGCGUGGAUGUCAACAAAUGCACUUGUGUUGGCGGAUGGCAAGGCGCUCGUUGCCAGAUAGAGCCGGUUCAUUGUCAGAAACCCUGUAAGAACGGUGGAGUCUGCGUGGGCUUGAACAGGUGCCGCUGCGCCAAAGGAUUCGCUGGGAGUCUCUGUGAAACAGCGGUGACCGUCCCCUGUGUGCCGCCGUGCCGAAACGGGGCCACGUGCAGCCCUCACAACACCUGCGCCUGUCCUGAGGGCACCGCCGGCCUGCGCUGUGAGAGACUGACGUGUCCUGUGGUCACCACCGUGGUCGCGAUGGCUCGAGCUGUGAGGAAGGCGUUCAGGGAGAGUUACGUCGACCGCUGUGGACCUCUGGGAGUUCAGCUGUGCACUAAAUACAGGAUGAACCAGGCUCGUGUGUACCUGCAGGCCUACAGGGUGGGCUACAAAAUCCAGUGUCCAGAGAAGAAGGGCACAUGAGAAAUGUCAUGAAACAUCGCCCAAAGGACACCGAGCUGUGAACUCUAAAGUGUGAAUUUAGGGAUUAGUGAGGCGGUGUUGUGGCCUCCCUGCAGGGGGAGCCUCUACUUAUUUGAUGUGACAUAAGCUCACAGUUAUCUUUAAAUAGGUUCUGUACACACUAUUUUGUUUUUAUAAUACUAGAAAAUAUUCCUCCCGCAUAAGUUUUAUUAUUUGUCAUGUUUGUAUAUGUCAAAGAAACUUUUUUUGUCUUUUUAUAAAACUAUUUUGUUUAGAAACCGUUAACCUAAUGAUGGUCUGAUAAUAAUUCAUGUCAGCAUAAGAAUACUCAAAAUAGUUCAGCUUAGGGAAUUCUCACCAAUAAAGAUAAAG